Molecule: messenger RNA, 3179 nt
Organism: Labrus bergylta (ballan wrasse)
Lineage: Eukaryota; Metazoa; Chordata; Actinopteri; Labriformes; Labridae
Gene: agbl2
Product: AGBL carboxypeptidase 2
Biological process (GO): proteolysis
Molecular function (GO): metallocarboxypeptidase activity; zinc ion binding
Source: RefSeq, a predicted model, not a curated record
AGAACACACCGAACAUGGCUGUCUCAGCUAUCAGGAAAUGGUGGAUUACCCACCAGUUGGACAAAUCCGACAGCAAUGAUCUCAUCACAGAAGAUGAGGGAGAGGAAGACAGGAGGAGGCAGUUAUGUGUAAACCUGAAUCAAGCUCUGCGGACCACACAGCUGCUCGUAGACUUUGAUGGUGGCCGACCCAUUCUGCGUCUCACUGCACCGUUGGACCUGGUUAACUUUGCAUCUGUAUUCCAUCCCCGCUGGCCCAUAGAGUGUGAGGUCAUCAGUGACAUUAUAAAUCACAUCGAGUGGAACCCCCCAGAGCCAGAGCCUUUCUAUCAGCCCUCAGGAUAUGAGAGGGCACCCAUGCAAGCAGGAGAGGAGAGAGGGAAAGUGGUUUACUGCGUUGACCAUGCCACUAAGCGCCCCUAUUUCACCUGCUCCCGUGUCCGAGGAAGCAGGGGGCCGAUUAAGAGUGCAACUUCUUAUGAUGUCAGUCAAUCAGACUUCAUCCUGGAGUUUGAGUCACGCUUCGAGUGUGGGAACCUUCAGAAGGCUGUGCAGGUGGGAGUCUAUGAUUAUGAGCUGACUCUGCACACAGACAUGUACACCCUGAAGCACACGCAGUGGUUUUACUUCAGGGUGAGGAACAUGAAGGCUGGAGUAACGUACCGCUUCACCAUCAUCAACCUGAAGAAGAGCAGUGGCCUGUACUCUCAGGGGAUGAGACCUCUCCUCUACUCUGAGACUGCUGCCAGGGACAGAGGUGUUGGAUGGCAACGCACCGGCUCUAACAUCAGAUACUACCGAAACUGUAAUCAGAACUCAAAGGACACCAACAGCGACCCGAUCACCUUGUACUCGCUCACCUGGACCCUCCAGUUCCCGUAUGACUCAGACACCUGCUACCUGGCUCACUGCUAUCCAUACACCUACUCACGGCUGCAUCGCUACCUGAGAUGCAUCUCUUCCAACCCAGCAGUGGCCUCUUACUGUAAACUGCGUGUGCUGUGCAACAGCCUGGCUGGAAACCCAGUGUACGUGGUGACAAUAACAUCCCCCGGCGUCGGCAGGGUGGAGGGCAGGAGCAGGAAGGCUGUGGUGGUGACAGCCAGAGUGCACCCUGGGGAAACCAACGCAUCUUGGAUGAUGGAGGGGUUUCUGGACUUCCUGCUUGGGAACUCAGAGGACGCUCAGCUACUCAGGGACACUUUUGUUUUUAAGGUAGUGCCAAUGCUGAACCCAGAUGGGGUUGUGGUGGGAAACUAUCGCUGCUCUCUGGCAGGAAGGGACCUCAACAGGCAGUACAAGACAGUGCUCAGAGAUUCCUUUCCCUCAGUGUGGCACACACGAAAUAUGGUAGAAAGGCUGGCGGCUGAGAGGGAUGUUGUCCUUUAUUGUGACUUUCAUGGUCACAACCGUAAAAACAAUGUCUUCAUCUACGGCUGCAACAGCCGAGGGGAUGAUGCUGGGAUGAAGCUCCACGAGAGAGUUUUUCCACUGAUGAUGAGCAAGAACGCCAGUAACAAGUUCUCAUUUAAGAGCUGUAAGUUCCGAGUACAGAAAAACAAAGAGGGAACCGGGCGGAUCGCCAUGUGGAAACUUGGCAUCAAAAACAGCUACACUAUGGAGGCCACGUUUGGAGGCUCCACUCUGGGGGACAGGAGGGGAACACAUUUCAGUACUCGAGACCUGAAGUCCCUUGGCUUUUAUUUUUGUGACACCCUGCUGGACUACUGUGACCCUGAUCCAACAAAGGUCACUAACUGUCUGUCAGAGCUGGGAGUGCUGAUGAGAAAGAAGGUCAGGGAGAGGCUGGGCAAAGAUUUAAGCUCUGACUGUAACAUCUCUGUUUCUGACCUAGAAACCAGUACCAGUGGUUCAAAUAGUUCAGAUUCUGACGGGCCCCCAGUUCAUUUAAUGAACCAGCCACAAACUGCCAACCCAGAGAAACCCCCAACGAAGAAGAAAAAGAAACGCCUGAGGAGUCAUAAAGAGAGGAACAGGCUGCGACCGGAGAGAGUGAACAAUAACACACAGCCAAAGGUCUUUCAAAGCAACAUCACAAAUAUGCAGACAGCAGUGAAGGACAAAAAGAGGCAGGUGAAGUGUCAUAAAGACAUGAACAGACUUCGACCAGAGAGAGAGAACAAUGAUACAAAUGCCCUGCAAAGCAACAUCACAAAUAUGGAGGACACUUUUAAAGAGAGCAUCCAGGAGCAGCCUGCUGGAAGUUUCAGGAAAAAAUGGCAGGUGAAUGGCCUGAUAAGAAAAGGUGUGAUGCCUCAUGCCACCUCUCACUCAGGGGAGCUCAGUCAGGUGACUCUGUGGCAGGGCUGCAAGCCCGUCAAGGGAGAUUAUGUGGAAAACAUGAGAGCUGUAUACAUGCAUCACAGAACUAAAGCAUUUUCUCAUCAUAGCUCAUAUAAUCCUCACACAGAUGUCCCGGUGAUCAAUACACAACAGUGGAGAUGCUGCACUCAGCUACUGCAUCUCAGUCCUCACCUUCAAUCUUCACCACAAUCCAGUCUGCAAGCCCAUCAGGGCCGUCGACCAUCCUUAGUCUCCCGUAGAGACCACAGAGGGCUGCAACCUUCCCUUCAAUCACCUCAAAGGUCUCCCCCCAUGCAUAUCCAGAAGAUUCCAGACAUUAACUUGCUUUCAAGUUUUACCACUCCCAAGUUCAACAGCAAGUCCCUUUUCAGCGAGAGAACCUCAGAACUUUACUUUUUUCCGGAGGAUUCCUCACAUGCAGGUGUAACCAAGACCAACAAGCAGAACGAGGAAAAGAACGAGAAUUCCUCAGAAGAGGGAUUGUCCGUGUCAAAAUAUGGAGAGGAGAACCAGAGUGAUCCCAGCCCUGACACCCACCUGAGAGACGCAGAAUCACACAGCAGUUUAUUUGUGCCUGUGCAGAGGGGCAAAGACCUUAGAGGGAAAGGGUUAAACAGAGGGCAUUUCAGAGACAAAAGGCACAUGGGUUUGAUAUCUCCUGUGUUAAAACCUGCAGGCCUCUCACAGUUGGAGCUUCCACCAUCACAGACAGACACCCUCAGUAAGCGGGAGUCUAACAUCAGGCACCAUCCCUCUGGAAGACAUCGCCACAUUAGUUCAACAACACAAGGGGCAGCUGACCCAAGAUCAACACGGUCCGCGCCCCCCAAAAAUCAAAUGGAAAUCCUUGUUUAA